Molecule: messenger RNA, 1973 nt
Organism: Scheffersomyces amazonensis
Lineage: Eukaryota; Fungi; Ascomycota; Pichiomycetes; Serinales; Debaryomycetaceae
Product: E3 ubiquitin-protein ligase
Exons: 1
Coding region: 311-1954 (547 amino acids)
Molecular function (GO): zinc ion binding
Source: RefSeq, a predicted model, not a curated record
UAAAAUAGUUAAUAUAGAAAAACAACUGCCUAAUUGGGUUGGGUGCAAAAAUUGUAUCUUUACUUGCAUCACGCGACUUACAUAUCGUGACCGAAGAUUCGGAAUAUCCGACCUCCGAAUAACCGUAACUGCCCAGACGAUCGCCCCCGAAACUAGACAAAAUAUCUUGUUACGAACAGCACACUCCACUAUAACUUGUAUUGUGUAUAACUACAGCCCGAUUGCUACUGAUAUUUCGCUACUGAUUGCUAAUUAGUUUCUGGCCACUAACCACCACGCCAGUGUCGUUUAGUACAAAACUUUAGCCUAGAUGAAGCUAACUCGAAAUGCAGCAUUAGUGGCCCUCUAUAUCGUGGGGUCCACCACAGCCAUGGCAUGGUCACUAUUUGAUUCAUUAACUAAGGCCACUACUUUUGAAAUGCUCGUAAUAGAACUCACAUCAGAUCUCAAGUUGAAGAUUCUUCUCAAUUCUAUGGUGGCAGCUUUCGGAAUAAUCGGAAAACUCCUACAGGUAAUCAUAUUUGGUGAAUUACGAAUCCUUGAGGUAGAGAAGUUGUUUGACUAUUUACCUAUGUUCAUAUUCAACCUCUUGUUGAAUCUUACAGCAUUCGAUGAUUCGCUCUUGAAUUGUUACUUAUUCUGUUGCUCCACAUUGAACAAAUUCAUCCAUAUCAUAUUGGUCGAGAGAAUUAAUUUCAUUAAUAUAAAGAUCACGAAUAAUGUGAAUAUUGCUUCUACAAGUCGUUGGGCCGUAUUACGUAAAUAUGGAUUAAACCAUUACGUAUGGUUGAAUUUAAUAUUGGUUAUUACUGACUUUGCUACCGCUAAAUUCUUAGUGUACGAUGUAUUUCAAGGUAUCAAUUCCGUGGUAUGUCUCUUGUUUGGGUUCCAAUUUGCCAUCCAGGGAGUUGAGAUCUUGAGUUACUUCUGUAAACUACUCAUUAACAUCUAUGAGGUUAUGUUCUAUCUUGCUGAGCAAGGCAAUGAAGAUGAUGUAGAUACUGAUGGAAAUGAGAUUGAUUUGGAUAUUGAGAAGGAGAAUGUAUGGGAACACAAGGUAUAUUACAGUAAAUCUAUUGAUAUCACAUCAUCAAUCCUUAAGGCUGGAGCCCAUUUAGGAUUUAUCUAUCUUCUAACUAUUGGAUCAGGAAUCACAUUCCCGUUCUCCAUGAUUCAGGGAACAUUGGCAUCUGUCAAGGAUACCUACACGGAGAUAACGCAAUUGAUUAAGUUCAUUCAAUCAUCUAAGAGAUUAGAGAGUCAGCUACCAGAUGCUGAUCAGACGGAAUUGGAUAACGUUGAUAAUGUUUGUAUUAUCUGUCGGGAUGAUAUGUACUCGGUGGAGAAGUACAAUGCCGAUCAUCCUAGAAACCAUUUACCGGCUAGAAAGCAUCCUAAGAAACUUAAGUGUGGACAUAUCCUACAUAUGGGUUGUUUGAAGGACUGGUUGGAACGUUCCGAGAGCUGUCCUUUAUGUAGACAGAACGUAUUCCAGGAUCCAUCACAAGCUCGACAAUCACAAACACAAACACAAGUACAACAAGCACAGGCACAGGUACAACGACCACAAGAACAACAACAACAACAACAACAACAACAACAACAACAACAACAACAACAACAACAACAGCCGGUAGCAGAGGAUCAUAUACUUGGUAAUCAACUAGGCGAAAUAGCCGACUUGUUCAAUGGUGAUGUCCAUGAGCCCUUCACAAAUGAAGACUCAUCCACCAGUGGCACUACCAGCAGUAGUGAACAUUUUAUUCCUACGCCCACCACGACUGAACCUGACUCACACAACAUUCGACUUCCUAAGACGGCCAUAGUCCCACCGGGGUGGACACUAAUCCCACUACAGACAGUGGAUCAACAGAAUCAACAGUAUAUAGUAAGUUUCUCAAGAUCAGCUCAGGGUAAGCUAACUGUUCGCCGGGACACUUCAAGCACUACGUAAACUUGUAUAGGGAUAUUAA